This is a messenger RNA of Sphaeroforma arctica JP610, 3020 nucleotides long. RefSeq lists its product as hypothetical. Bases 112 to 1620 code for a protein of 502 amino acids. Gene Ontology annotation, cellular component: acetylcholine-gated channel complex. The transcript has a single exon. The record is from RefSeq and is a predicted model, not a curated record. NCBI's taxonomy places the organism in Eukaryota, Ichthyosporea, Ichthyophonida.
GUGAAUAUAAUAGCUGGCUUUGAGGCCUUGGGUGUGUAUUUACUGCUCAUUCUAAUUUAGUUGUACAUACAUACUAUCCCUAAAUAGUAUUAACUUGUAUGUACCAUCACCAUGCUCAUUUUUCGCGGUAUCCCUUUGACAGGUUUGCUUAGUGUGUUGUGCGCUAUAGUCUCUGGUGUACCGUGGUCGCCCAUAUCGUACCCCAACCCAGUCGUAGAAGCUAAGGCAUGCCAUCGAAUGCACACUCAGGGCACUUCUUAUGUGUGUGACCCCGACGAUAUCCUCUCUGUAGAAGCCGCAGAUAAAAUAGAAGCUAUAUUCAACGCCAUAGUGAAGGACACGACAUCGCCGUGUCAGCUACCGAAAAAGGAGGGUGGUUACCAGGUCGCCUUAGCGUUAAUGAACUCGUUUGAAACGGAUGCGACAGUUCCUAUGGAAACCAAUGCGGGACGCAUGGCAAGAGGAUUACAUGAUAAGUGGGGUGUGGGACACCACAACUGUCACGACGGUGUGCUGGUGAUGGUUUCGGUAUCACAGAGACAGGUGUAUAUAUCUACGGGCGAGGCAGCAGGCGCUAUUCUCUCAUCUGACAGAAUAAGCUGGGUCACCGAGCGUAUGAAGGGUCAUAUGCGCGCGCACGAGUAUGAUGAGGCAUUGAUCCGUGUGGCCUCGGAUAUAUACCAUAUCCUUACUAAUGAUGAUAUCAUACAUGGUGCGUAUGAUUCGUUAGUAACACAUCUGUUGUACUUAUUUUUUGUGGGUUUUUUCUUGAAGAUCGUACACUCUAUUUACAUGAAGAGACGCGGAACCGCUAGAUUUGCCGAAUGCAAAGCAAAACUGAUCAAGAUCGACAGACUCAAGCAGAAGGCCAGUCAAAAGGGAUCAACUGACGGUAUCACUACACCAAGUAUAUGCCCCAUCUGCUUAGAAGAUUUGAAUAGUUCACAAGAUGACAGUACCGACGAGGCAGAGGAUAUAUCAAAGAAUAACGUAAGCAGCGAUGGAAGUGAUAGAAGUGAUAGCGUGCGGUUGCUGAGCCGAAACAACGGGGCAGCACAUAGUAAGCAGCACAGUGGCGAUUUUAAAGGAAGUGGUCGACCCUCUGCAGCACUACCCAACUGUAACCACGAGUUCUGUGUGGACUGUAUUGAGCGGUGGCUGCAGGAGCAGAGCUCGCAGGGUAAGGAAAUGACCUGUCCACUGUGCCGAUCAAGCAUAGACCACGACAACAGAAGCGGUAGUAGCGCAGCUGCUACAAACAACUAUAAUCAUAGCAAUAACAAUUAUGAAACGUAUACACGCACGGACUACGCUGGAACAUACGUACCUGACGAGGGUACUACUGGAUCGUCCGGGGCGCGUGUGGCGCUUGCUAGCAUGUCUUUAAUGUUCAUGCUGGGUAGUCUGCAGAGUCAGUAUCCCGAGUUUGUGGACGAUGAAAUGCGUAGUGAGUGGGAGAGAGAACCUCUCUCGCACAGAAGUUACCACGAUCGGUUAGAGGCGAGAAACCCAGCCCGUGCACAGGAUGCGGUGCGCACGGACUUUGGGUCGGCUAGUGGUAGUGUGCACACGUCGUUCGGUGGCGGUAGUUCUAGUGGCGGUGGCGGUAACAGCUGGUAGGUUGUACUGAUAGAUAUUAAUGGGACACUUUGUUUACUGUAGUAGUAGCACGCGAAAGCGAGCUCAUGAAUAGGAUGAGGUACACACGCACUUUGUGUCGGCUAGUGAUAGUGUGUACGCGGCCUAGGAUGACGGCGGCGGUAGCGGUAACAGUUGGUAGAUGGUUGUACUGACGGUGCUAUGCGUAGUCAAUGGCAAAUUUUAAUGGCAGCUGUAGUGCCAUCCCAUGAACGGCUUACACGUGUGAUGUGCGCAAACUUUCAGUCGACCCGCGAUGAAGUGCACACGUCCUCCGGUGGCGGUAGAUUUAAUAGGGGUGACGAUAAGUAGCUGGUAGGUUCGACCAUUGACAUAAAAGACAACACCCCGUGAUUGUUUUAUGAUCAUAGCUGUUAUUUGCUGGUAGGUAGUGUAAUGUCACCGACGGUACUAUACACAAGGUACUAUACGUACUGGCGGAGGCGGCUGGGUUUUGCAAUCGCGGUCAUGGUCAUGCUUACAUAGUAGUCCUUGACUGACCUGACUGGUGCAGGAUAUAUGCGUUGUUGAGUAGUUCUAAUGCCUCUGGCAACUUCGACUGGGUUGAAGCGACUUUUAUUGGGUGUACUGACAAGUGCUAUGUAGCCCGUAGUGUUACUGGCGGUGGUAUAUAGCAGCAUACGCCACAGCAUCCUACUUUUGUAUACCCUGAUUCCAACAAGAGGGGAUGUUAUCAAUAGUGGGUAGUUCUACUGGCGGUGGCGAUCUUGUAUGGUUACUGGGUAGGACUGGUAGCCGGAUUACGUCUUGGGGAACGGGGUGCGCGCAGACCUUAUCCCAACCACGAGUGAUGCACGCACAUCUAUUACCGCCGGUAGGUCUAGUGACGGUGGCGGAAACAUGUGCCAAGACCCAGUGCCUGUAGCAGUAGAAUAGCCCCUUUUCGACGAUCACUUCGCAUCUGAAGCCUGGCAUUCAGGCGUUGAAUCUCCCAACUAUUAGAGCGUAAGUAUGUGAUCACUAAAAUUAGGAGCCGAUGUAGUACCGACAGUUGGGGUAAGGGUAAGUAGUGUACUAUAGCAAGGCGAAUUGAUUAUAGGGCUGAUUUACACGUAUUAAGACAGUGAUGAUAUGGCUGUAAAUUCAUGGUUGACUGGGGUGCCAAAAUGGGCAACUCUGCCAUCUUGUUCAUAAUAAAAUCACAGACCUGGCUUAUGGCUGCAGGAUAUUCCAAAAAAAAAUUGACCAACAGACCCGAAUCCAUUAAAUCCCAUUUAAGAGUGUUCACAAGGUUUGCGCAAACACGCGUGACGGUUGCUGCUUUGGCCUGUACGGAAGAUAACCCUAAACCCUAAAAUCUUCACACUUUUAGAACAACUUGAUACAACAAACGGAAGUCAGACUAGUGGCUCCACGGAAGA